UAUUAAUUUGGAACAAGAUGUAUUUCACAUCAGUCGAACCUCAUCCAAAAAGAAGGGAGAUCUCUCUGUACCCAUCUGUCCAGCAUUAUAAGCAGCCUAUGUUACAACCAGUAUUCCAGGACCAGGAAGCUACUCCAGUUGUAAAGACUCAAGAAAGUCUGACAGAGAAUCAAUUGAAAUCAAUUCAGAAAUCUCUUGCUCAAAAGAAGGAGGCAGUUGAUCAUGAAGUAAAGAAGACUGCUGGGCUUUUUGAAAGAGUCAACAAGUUUUAUCACAUUUUCGUUAAGGUAAAGGCAUUAAUGUUGAUGGUAUUCUCCAUCUACCAUUUCCUUGGAGGAUCAGAUGAGCCACAGUUGCUUCCAAUCAUUCUUUCUUUCUCUAUGUCAUUGAUUCUGUUUAAGAAAUCAAUGGCUUCAAAGAAAGCUAUUAAAUCAAACCAUCAUUUGACUGUGAAGAAGAUCUUUAAGAAGGCUAUUACUCUAGGAAUUAUUUUCUCUGUUGUAUAUCUUUUAUGGUCUGUUGCUAUUUUUAAGUCAUUCAAAACUCCUGAGAAAUCCACUGAUUUGAAGGCCCAGGCCAUUAAGGCUUCCCUAACUGAAUCUGCUGAUAACAUUCAAAUUUCAAUUCCUAAUCUCUCCCAUGCAAGAAUUGGAGCGCCAGCAGCUCAUUUCGGAAACAAGUUUGAUAGAAAGCAAUUUGAGAAUACUGUUCUUACUAAAGAAGUAAAUAAAGAUCUCACCAAGCAAAGACUUAAGGAGAAGCUAGUUUUCUCACCUAGUAUUUCAAGAGAGACUACUUUGUACAUUUUCUUUGCUGCAAUGACUAUCUUGAUUGGUUUAAAAUUCUCUAUGUAUUUCUCCCAUUUCAAUCAAUACAAGAAUGCUUUGGAGAAACAAGAUAAAAUCAAUAACCUGAUCUUGCACUUCCAAAAUACUGAAAUUUCCGGAAGGGCCAAAAUUGCUCCAGAGCCAGUCGAGAUAGUCGAAGAAGCUCCAGUUGGAUCAGACUAUCCAAUUAUUGAAGAAGAGCCAGUGAGACUUGCUUCUGUCACCGACUGCUCUAUUGAUAGCAACAGAAUCAUUGAUAUCACCGAAGAUCCUUGCUAUCCAGUGAUUUCAGAGCUUCCUUUGCAGAACAAGUAUGCUCAAGAAUAAUUAUUUCCACAAUGAAUUCUGAUAGUGACUCCACUCAACCAUC
This is a messenger RNA of Moneuplotes crassus, 1197 nucleotides long. The record is from the annotation of a GenBank genome assembly. NCBI's taxonomy places the organism in Eukaryota, Ciliophora, Spirotrichea, Euplotida, Euplotidae.